This is a messenger RNA of Staurois parvus, 1551 nucleotides long. NCBI's taxonomy places the organism in Eukaryota, Metazoa, Chordata, Amphibia, Anura, Ranidae. The record is from the annotation of a GenBank genome assembly.
GUGAUUCCUCAUGACCGACAGGCCGUAAUGGACUUCAUCAAAGAUUUACCAAUCAGGAAGGUUCCAGGCGUUGGAAAAGUAACAGAGAAAAUGCUACAGGCUCUGGGAGUAACAACCUGUACUGAUCUCUACCAGCAGAGGGCGCUCCUUUCACUGCUUUUCUCUGAGAUAUCUUGGCAUAACUUCCUACAUAUUUCUCUGGGCCUUGGUUCAACACACAUAGAGAAAGAUGGAGAAAGGAAAAGCAUGAGCAUAGAACGGACUUUCAGUGAGAUCAACUCAGCAGAAGAACAGUAUGAAUUGUGUCGGGAACUGUGCAAGGACCUAGCAGAAGAUCUCCAUAAAGAAGGACUAAGGGGCAGAACUGUUACUCUGAAACUGAAAAAUGUCAAAUUUGAGGUAAAGACAAGAGCUUCCACCGUAUCCCACACAGUCUCUACCGAAGGAGAAAUCUUCUGCCUUGCCAAGGACAUUCUUAAAGCUGAGAUUGAGGCAGCUGCACCGGAACCUCUCCGUCUUAGACUGAUGGGUGUAAGGGUGUCGGGAUUCACAUCAGAAGAAGACAAAAAACACCAGAAGAGCAUUACCAGUUUUUUGUGCACUAAUAGGCCAGCAAGCAAAAUUUGUUCAGAUGCCAUGGAAAAAGCAGUCCAAGAAAGGCAAGCCCCGUGUCCUCAGAGGGAGAGCUUCUUCAAUCAGAAGAGAGCAGCCAGACAGCAGGAAUUGCUGCAGAAUUCAGAGGGAACCGCUGAUACUAGUAAAGACCAAAAUGUGACUUUUGCUGUAUGCACAGAACCCAAGGCUGAUGUGGAUGAUGCCAAAGAAAAGCCAGAUUUCACAUGUCCGAUCUGCCUCAUGAAGCAAGGAGUUUGGGACCUAGAGGCAUUUAAUAGGCAUAUUGAUGAAUGUUUAAGCAAAUCACCAUCCGCUGGCUUCUCUGAAAUGCUAAAGAAAGAAAAACAUUUUCAAAGAAAUGUGACUGCAAAUAAUGGAGACAAUGAAAACGAUAUUCAUGCAAACAAUCUUAAGAACAAAAUGGUGACUGUAACAUCAUGUGAUGAUUUGUAUGACUUUGUUAUUGAUAAGCAUACAUUGUGUACAAUACAGGGUAAUAAAACCUUACGAAGGAAUCUAAAAGAGAACACGUGUGAGGGCACCUCAAAUAGUAUGGUGUUAGAAAAGCAAGCAGUUCCUAAAGGCACUGACAAGCCUAUACUGUCAACACCACCCAGCUCAUCAUUGUGUGUUGGAGAGUCCACACUCAUCUGUCCAGUGUGCAAUACACAACAAGAUACCACAGACCUCACAGCUUUUAACAGACAUGUGGACAUAUGCCUGAACAAGGGGAUUCUAGAAGAGUUGAAGGAUGAUGAAGUGAGCACAGACAGAAGCCUUGCACUUGGCCAUCACAUUGGUAGUACAGGAAGAGGAAGCACCAGCAAUAAAUCAACAUUACGUUCCAAGAGACCAGGUGCAACCCAACAGAAUCCUGCUUCCAAGAAGGCCAAGACCAACUGUCCCAGCAAUACCAUUGAACGCUUUCUAAAAUAA